This is a messenger RNA of Colletotrichum spaethianum, 423 nucleotides long. RefSeq lists its product as uncharacterized. Lineage: Eukaryota; Fungi; Ascomycota; Sordariomycetes; Glomerellales; Glomerellaceae. The transcript has 2 exons. The coding region runs from base 1 to 423 and encodes 140 amino acids. The record is from RefSeq and is a predicted model, not a curated record.
AUGUACGAUAUCUUCCACCAAUGGAUGCAGCUUCCCACUCUUCUCUCCGUUUUUACCCUCGGCGUCUCGACCGUCAUUGCCGCCGACUACUGUACACCAGUUCGCGACCCCUACCCUCGUAAAGCAAACACUGGCUUUACAUUCAGUGAUGACGACCCAAAAGGCUGGGAAUGGCAAUCCCGAGACGUCCAGCAGAUUACCGCCCUUAGCCAAGUGACCAAAGACAAAGUCACAAGUUGCCAGCUCCAUCAGGGUGGUGGCGGUGGCACUUUUGCUCAGCUAGUUUGUAUUGAUUUCGAAGGAAACUAUGCCUGCUGGAGCACGCCUGCCGACAACGAGGUCUGCAAUAUUGUCUUCGAGAUAGAUGAUAGUCCGCUCAAUGUUUGCGAAUCCGUUCACAACAUGUGGGACUGGGCUGCGUAG